Molecule: messenger RNA, 904 nt
Organism: Capra hircus (goat)
Lineage: Eukaryota; Metazoa; Chordata; Mammalia; Artiodactyla; Bovidae
Product: DNA polymerase nu-like
Exons: 6
Coding region: 290-766 (158 amino acids)
Biological process (GO): double-strand break repair; DNA-templated DNA replication
Molecular function (GO): DNA binding; DNA-directed DNA polymerase activity
Source: RefSeq, a predicted model, not a curated record
UGCCCACCAGGCCUUGACUCCCCGAGUCUCUCCAGAGCCUCUGUGGACUCGCUUCCACGCAUGCUGGUCACUGCUUGGUGCCCCUGGGCCCCACGGGGUCAGAGUUAGGCUGACUGCUGACCGAGUUUCUGCUCACACAGGGAAGGACCGGCUUGCUGCUUGCCUCGGAGUUCCUGCUCAGGAAGCUGCCCGGUUUUUGGAGAGCUUUCUGCAGAAGUACAAGAAAAUAAAGGACUUCACCCAAGCAACCCUUGCUCGAUGUCAGCAGACAGGCUACGUGGAGUCCAUCAUGGGCCGCAGGAGGCCACUGCCCAGGAUCCGAGCUCACGACCCGCAGCUUCGGGCACAGGCGGAGCGGCAGGCGGUGAACUUCGUGGUGCAAGGCUCGGCUGCCGACCUCUGCAAGAUGGCCAUGAUCUGCGUCUUCACGGCUGUGGCCACAUCACCUACCCUAACGGCCAGGUUGCUUGCCCAGAUUCACGAUGAGCUGCUGUUUGAAGUGGAGGAUUCACAGCUUCCUGAAUUCACAGCCCUUGUCCAGGGAACCAUGGAGGCCCUGCAGCACGUGCCGGCGCUGGAGCUGCAGCUGCAGGUGCCCCUGAAGGUGAGCCUGAGUGUGGGCCGCUCGUGGGGACACCUGGUGCCCCUGCAGGGGGCCCCCGGCCCCACCAACAUCCCGCCGAGUCUCCAAGCAACAGCUGGGCCCCCGCCAGCCCUGGAGCGCCGACCCCUGCGCCUGCAUUUUUUGCCUUCAUUCGGUCCGUAGCCCCAGGCAACAGCGGAGAAGAGAGCCUGCGUCGCCCAGCCGGCGGUCGGGCCUCCCCGAGGCCGGAGCUUCAUGCGUGGUCACCGCUACCUUCCCCUGGGGCCACCUGCAGUAAACGCCUCUGGAGGAGCUGUCCUG